Spea bombifrons (plains spadefoot toad) is the source of this 2803-nucleotide messenger RNA. Its product is annotated as protocadherin gamma-B1-like. NCBI's taxonomy places the organism in Eukaryota, Metazoa, Chordata, Amphibia, Anura, Pelobatidae. Bases 126 to 2585 code for a protein of 819 amino acids. Gene Ontology annotation, cellular component: plasma membrane. Gene Ontology annotation, biological process: homophilic cell-cell adhesion. The transcript has a single exon. Gene Ontology annotation, molecular function: calcium ion binding. The record is from RefSeq and is a predicted model, not a curated record.
AGAGAGCACAAGAUAUAUAUCAGUUUCUUUCUUGCAAAAGUGCAUUUAGAAUUUCAUAUACUUUUCUCUGUUGGAUUUGAAAUACUUUAAAAGGAAGCAGUUCUGGGGAAUCUGUUAUAUUGAGAAUGACUGGGAUAAGAACCAUGGAUUCAGGAAAAUGCAGGGGAAUCAGAUGGCAAGUAGUAUUUUUCUUCUUAUUUCAUCUUUGUCAUUCUGUCUAUUGUCAGCUUCAUUAUUCCAUAGCUGAAGAAAUGAAGAAAGACUCUGUUAUAGCAAAUAUUGCCAAAGAUCUUGGGUUGGAUAUUAAGCAGCUCUCAUUUAGAAGAUUUCAUAUUACAUCACGUGUUUCAGAAAAAUAUUUUUAUAUCAAUUUAGAAAAUGGAAAUUUGUAUGUUAAGGAUAGGAUAGAUAGAGAGAUACUCUGUGGGAUGGCAAUUACCUGCUUCCUUACCUUUGAUGCAGUGGUUGCAAAUCCUUUGAAUGUGUUUAAAAUCAACAUAGAAAUCCAGGAUAUUAAUGAUAACUCCCCCAGAUUUUUUCAUGAAACCAUUAAAUUAGAAAUAAUUGAACUCAGUUUAACUGGAACAAGGUUUAUUUUACAAAAUGCAGAGGAUCCAGAUAUUGGCAUUAAUUCUGUACAAAAUUACAAGCUUGGUGAUAAUCAGCAUUUUUCACUAAGUGAAACAAUCAGAUCUGAUGGUAGUAAAUUCCCAGAACUUAUUUUAGAGAAACCCUUAGAUCGCGAGACCCAACAUAUUCAGGAAUUAAUUUUAACCGCUCUAGAUGGAGGAAACCCCAUCCGAUCUGGAACAGUUCCUAUAAGGAUUAUUGUUUCUGAUGCCAAUGAUAAUUUUCCUAUAUUUUCUCAAGAAGUAUACAGAGUGAUUGUGAGUGAAAAUACUCUCGUCAACUCUACUGUGCUUUUUAUAAAUGCAACCGAUGAAGAUGAAGGUAUCAAUGCACAGAUCACAUAUUCUUUUGGCAAAACAUCUGGAAAUGGUCUUCCAACACGUGCAUUUAAUGUGAAUCCUACAACUGGAGAAAUCAGAACUAAUAGGAAUUUAGACUUUGAGACAUCAAAGCAUUAUGAACUAUCUGUAGAAGCAACGGAUGGCGGUGGUCGUGUUGGCCAUUCCAAGGUAUUAAUUGAAGUAGUAGAUGAAAAUGACAAUGCGCCUGAGAUAUCUAUUGCCAUGCUAUCUACCCCUAUUCCUGAGGAUUCAGCACCUGACACAGUUGUAGCCCUAAUUGAAGUCCAUGAUCAUGACUCUGGAAAAAACGGAGAAGUUGACUGUCGAAUUGUAGAAAGUGUACCAUUUGAACUUUUGCUAUCAUCAGAAAGCUACUAUAGUAUUGUUAUCUCAACUUCCUUGGAUAGAGAGAAAAUAUCAAGUUACAACAUCACAAUUCUAGCCACUGAUAGAGGAUCACCUCCACUUACUAGUAAGAAAAUCAUCAGACUGGAUGUAUCAGAUAUUAAUGACAACCCGCCAGCUUUUCUAAAAACUAUUUAUCAUGCAUAUAUCCUGGAAAACAAUGUACCAGGAGCAUCAAUAUAUACUAUACAGGCCUAUGAUCUGGAUGCUGGAGACAAUGCAAAACUAAUUUAUUCAAUGUCCAAUAACUAUACUGAGGACUUUUCUGUAUCCUCUUACCUUUCCAUUAACAUAGAGACUGGAGUUAUCUAUGCUCAGCGGUCAUUUGAUUAUGAGCAGCACAAGGAGUUUCACAUCAAAAUAAAUGCUACAGACCGUGGCUUCCCACGUCUUAGUAGUAAUGCAACAUUAAUAAUCCAUAUUGUGGAUCAGAAUGAUAACGCACCAAAGAUUCUCUACCCAUCACCAGAAAGUAGUGGCUCAACAUUUUUUGAAGUUGUUCCUUUGGCCACAGAAGAAGGUUCUUUAAUAACUAAGGUGGUUGCUAUGGAUGCUGACUCCGGACACAAUGCUUGGCUCUCUUAUCAUUUCACACAAGUAUCAGAACCAUCUUUCUUUAGCAUCAGUCAACAUACUGGUGAAAUCAGGACAUCACGCUCUUUUCAGGAGAAAGAUAUGUUAAAACACAAACUAGUGGUUCUGGUAAAGGACAAUGGAAACCCCUCUCUCUCUGCAACAGCUACAUUGAGCUUCAUUGUUACAAAUAAUUUUCAGCAAAUAUUCCCCGCAAUCAAUAAUCCAAACAGUAAUGAGGAUUCUAAGUCUUAUUUGCAUAUGUUUCUGGUAAUUGCUCUGGUGCUGAUUUCCUUAUUUUUUGUUUUAACUAUCAUGUUAACACUUAUACCAAAAUGCAAAGAGCUAAAACGCUCUCCUGAAUUUGGGUCAAAUAUAUAUUCUCAAGUAGAUCCCAGAGUACUUUCCCAAUAUAACAAUGGAACUUUGCCUUUGCCAUACACAUACAAUGUUUGUGUGGCUCUGGACUCAAGUGAAAGUGAAUUUACUUUCCUAAAGCCAAAUCAAAAUGUCCCUGUAGAAAAUCUUAUCGAUGCUGAUGACUCUGGACUCGGAAACGAAGGUUUAAAAGAAAAUUCAGCUUUUAAUGAUCUUGUACAGGUGAGCUACUCUAACCUAUUUAAGUCAUUUGUAUAACUUUGUACAAAUAUACCUUUACAUUUUGCAUUAAGAUAUAUAGUACUUUCGCAUGUUAUACUUUUAAAAAGAAACAUAGAAGCUACAAUGUAAAUAGUAAAUUUGCCAUGCUAUGGAUUUUUAUGUAAACCAGGUAAUUUAGAAAGUUUUCCAAUGUCAGUUGAUAAUGACAACACAACAACACAACAAACAGGAACUAAAACUUAACCUUCAUUCCA